Suhomyces tanzawaensis NRRL Y-17324 is the source of this 1476-nucleotide messenger RNA. RefSeq names its product Dit1p (gene DIT1). Lineage: Eukaryota; Fungi; Ascomycota; Pichiomycetes; Serinales; Debaryomycetaceae. The record is from RefSeq and is a predicted model, not a curated record. Bases 1 to 1476 code for a protein of 491 amino acids. The transcript is spliced from 3 exons.
AUGCCGGUUGGAGAGCAGAAGCUUGAUGAGUCCUUUUCAUCGGGAAAUGAUAGUGAGGAACUUUUGAAGUCUAUUAAACCCAGAACUAUUUUUGAACGAGUCAAGGUUAUUUACACAAGGGAUGAGAAUUCAUUUCUUAGCCACAAAUGCUUCUCGUACUUGAUCUCUGAAGGUUUACUUGAUAUGCUUAAAAAUGGUAAGAGAAACAUGGAGGAGAAUAAUUUAAUCAAAGUAAGUAUUGAUGACGAUAUCGCUUGGGAAUUUCGCAAAGAAGGCUAUUGGGUUGGGAUUAUUACAAAUGACCUCGAAUAUACAGACUUUGAAUUAUCAUUUAUCAAGUUACUUUUAUCUACUUCUAGAGUGAACUUUCCAAUUCAAAAUGAGAAUAACCAAAAUAUCACCUCUUUGAUUGCGGAGUUAUUUGUCAAGGACUUAAAAAACACAACUGAGUAUGACGAGUGGCAGUUUGGAGGCUCCGACUAUUUUAAGUCAGUUGUUGAUUUUUUCACAAGUCGGAAUACUGCCAUUCAAGCAGUUCUCCCAGCAUUUCCAUGCAAAUCGUCAAAUCUUGAGAAAGUCUCAGGACCACUUCCCGACAGAGGAGAGCAGAUGGCUCUUCAGAAGCUUAUCACAUUUGCACGAAAAGUGAAGGAAAUAUAUAAACCAGGGAUAAAACUUUGGAUUGUGAGCGAUGGACAUGUUUUCAGUGAUUGCAUUGCUGUCGACGACGACCAAGUAAAUGUGUAUUCAUCAGCACUAAAAAACUUGUAUCAAACACUUAAAUCAGAUGAUGAGGACCCAAUUCAAUUUAGUUCGCUAGUUGAUAUCUUCUCCUUGAAUAACUCACUGUUCAAGGAGACUACACUAAAGGAUAUCCAAAUUGGACACUACUUGGACACCAAAAUUGACGAGGAGGCUGAAAUCUGUCGAAAAAUCUUGGUGACAAGUUGUGAUACCGAUAGUGGCUCUUUGAUGAGGGACAUUAAUACUCCUAAACACCCUAGGCUAUAUUUGUACAGAGGCUUUUCAAGAUUCAUGACUGAGGACUUGGAAUUUCAUCCAAUCGCUACCAAGUUGUCCAGAAAGAAGUUUAAAAAGAUAAUCUCUAAGGUUGCCUUUGAGAUGAUCAAACGAAACGACGCAUAUUCGAACUUGGUUGAACUAUUUUUUCCUUUUUGCUUGAGGUUAUCCAUUCAUGCUCACAAGAAUUGUGGCCCUAAGUUCGGUAUAAAACUUCUUGAUUCGAACAAUUGUUUAGUCAUUAACUCUCUUGAAGACCACAAGGCGCCCAUACUCACCGACUUGUUACAUAUACCAACUCCAUGGCAUAACUCAAUUGUCGAAAUUGACGAUAAGAAGGUUUUGUAUGCCAUCAAAUCUGGUCAUAUUAAAAAUGGUCUUGAGCAAGGAAAAGGUUCCGGAGGGUGGAACCUGGAAAAAAUGUGCUUUGAGCUAAAAAAUUUGAAAUUAAAUUAA